Molecule: messenger RNA, 939 nt
Organism: Halichondria panicea
Lineage: Eukaryota; Metazoa; Porifera; Demospongiae; Suberitida; Halichondriidae
Product: ras-related protein Rab-21-like
Exons: 6
Coding region: 164-829 (221 amino acids)
Biological process (GO): Rab protein signal transduction
Cellular component (GO): Golgi apparatus; endosome
Molecular function (GO): GTP binding; GTPase activity
Source: RefSeq, a predicted model, not a curated record
UGGACUAUGGUCACAUGACGGUUAAACACAUCUUAAUUCAUCUGGACUUACAAAAAUAUUACGCCAGGAAUUAAGAAAGAUACCUGCCGUACACUGUUCUCUGACACUGUCUACGUUCUCCUCUAUCAUACCUGGUGGAGUCUUCUCAUUUUGUAAUACAGCAAUGGCCAGUCAACCUCGUACUGGUACUGUGAAAGCAAAAGUAGUACUGUUGGGUGAGGGGGCUGUAGGCAAAACUUCAAUUGUUCUUCGCUAUGUUGAGAACAGAUUCAACGAUAGACAUGAUUCAACAUUACAAGCAUCUUUUCUUCAAAGAACACUGAAUAUUGGUCCAAAACGGAUUCAGCUGGCAAUUUGGGAUACUGCUGGACAAGAAAGAUUUCAUGCUCUUGGUCCCAUUUACUACCGUGAUGCACAAGGUGCAAUUGUUGUGUAUGAUAUCACUGAUGUGGACUCCUUCACAAAGGCCAAAAACUGGAUCAAAGAACUCCGACGUAUUGUUGGAGAAGAUAUUGCAGUUUGUAUUGUUGGCAACAAAAUUGAUUUGGAAAAAAAUCGAACGGUACUAACUACAGAAGCUGAAAGUUAUGCAGCAUCUGUUGGAGCAACUCAUUUCAGUACAUCUGCCAAGCAGAACAAAGGGAUACAAGAACUGUUUCUGGAUCUGAGUAAAAGGAUUAUUGAUUCAGGAUUAUCAGCACAGCAACCUAAAAAUGACAAGCUUUUUGCUGCCCAAACAACUGGACGAAGAAGUAUUAUUGUUGAAGAUGACUUUUCACAACCAGCAGAGACGCUAGUGAGCACUGAUGGUGGUAGUAAAUGUUGCUAGAGUUUGUUCUUGUUUUUAAAUUUACUAUAAGUAAUCUUUAAAACGUCACCUAUACACUUUUUGUCUUAUAAACAUUUGUGUGAUACGAUUCCCACAGUGGGUGGCUCUCA